GAGCAGGAGGACUGCACCGGGCUGCCUCAGGACGCCAACACACUCCCUCCUCACUCUACUAAUUAGGGAAAGCAGGGGAGAGAGUCUAACUUCACACACUGCUGCUUCGUCCCCCUGCAGUGUAGCCCCAGGGUUUAAACCACACCUUUUUACCUAGCCACAGUUUAGAGAAAAGUACAUUUGGGAGCUAAAAUGGAGGAGACGUACCUGCUGAACUACCCAGGAGUCAAGAAGAAGAUUCUGGCCGGUGGGAAUGGCCCAAUGCCUCACUUUCCACCGGGGACCAAGCUGGUGUUCCACUUCCAGACGCUGUUGGACAACUUUGAGCGCACGGUGAUUGACGACAGUCGUAAAGCCAAAGCCAAAGUGCCAAUGGAGAUCUUUGUGGGGAAGAUGUUCAAGAUGGAGGUGUGGGAGACUCUGCUGACCUCCAUGAGGAUCGGAGAGGUGGCUGAGUUCUGGUGCGAUGCUGUUCACACAGGCUUGUACCCUAUCGUGUCCAAGGGGAUGAGGCUGAUUGCCCAGGGCAAGGACCCCCUAGAGGGCCAGAGGCACACGUGUGGCAUGGGGAACAUGUUCCACUACAACACUACUGGCUGGCCUGAGCUGGAUGAACUGAUGAGGACACCUCAGGCACUGAUCUUCAUCAUGGAGCUCAUUCAGGUGGGAGACCCCUUCUCGUACAAGCGGGAGUCGUGGAUAAUGGACAAGGAUGAGAAGAUGAAGGAAGUGCCCUCGCUCCACCUGCAGGGCAAUGCGCUGGUCAGACAGGGACACUUCAGAGAGGCUGCCAAGAAGUACCAGGAAGCUGUGGUGCUACUCCGGAUUGUACUGUCCAAGGAGAUGCCAGGUGAUGAGGACUACAUAGCCGUGGACAGGCUCAUCACCCCCCUAGUGUUGAACUACUGUCAGUGCAUGUUGGAGCUGGAGGAGUACUAUGAGGUUCUGGAGCAUACCAGUGACCUGAUACACAAACACAAAGACUGUGUCAAGGCGUACUACAAGAGGGCCAAGGCCCAUGCUGCAGUGUGGAACGAGAAGGAGGCCAAGAGAGACUUCAACAUGGUGGCCAACCUGGACAUAACUCUGGCCCCUCUGGUGCACAAAGAGCUGAGGUUCCUCGCUGAUAGACUGAAGGAGAAAUACUGGGAGGAGAAGGAGAAAUACUGGAACUGCCUGGAGCAAGAGGAGAAAGAGGGGAAGAAAGAGGAAGAUGAGGAGAAGGAAGAUGAAGAGGGCAAGAAAGAGACGGAUGGUGAGAGCACAGUGACCAAGGUGAAAGAUAAGGAGAAAAGCAAAGAUAACUCAGCCUCUUCCAAAGAGGAAGUGAAAGAUGUCAAGGAUGACAAGCAGAAUGAGACAGGGUGGAAAAAGGCUAUAGAGAAGGAUGGAACAACCAUUACUGCUACAGUGAAGGAUAAGGCUAAAGUGAAGGAUAGAACUGCCAAUCAGGCUACAAUGAAGGAUGAAACCGCCAAUAAGAGGACAGAGAGCACCCCGGAAACCCAGCCAGAGACCAAUCAGAGUGCUCUGUCUGUGAUAGAGGGGAUGGACUGGCAGCAGAAGUUACGACACAUCAUGUUCCUGGAAAAGGAGGGUAACUUCCUGCUUACAGAACAGAAACACAGCGAGGCCACAACAAAGUUCAAGGAGGCUCUGGAGUACGUGGACUUCAUUCAAAACAAGGAGGUGUGCUAUAAAGACAGGAGGGAGGACUGGGACUCUCUGGAGAAGGUGCGUGUGCCGAUCACUCUCAACCUCAGCCAGUGUCUGCUGGAGCUCAGGGACUACCAGGAAGUGGUGGCGCUCAACACCAAGCUGCUCAAGAAACACAGAGAUAACUUCAAGGCAGUGUACCAGCGGGCCAGAGCCCACUCGGCUCUGUGCAACGAGGAGGAGGCCAGGAAUGACUUCCAGAAGGUGGAGCAUCUGGAGCCCAGGUUCAAGCCCAUCGUCAAUCAGGAGAUGAAGAGGCUGGGCGAGAACCUCCGGAACAAGCACAUCAUCGACAAGAAGAACUACUGGGAAGCUACAGAGGAAAAAUGGGGCCUCGAGGGCACCAAGACCAAAGCCAGGAAAGUAAAGAAGACAGUGAAGUUUCAAGAGGAGAAAAAAGUAGAGGGGAGCGUUCAGAAAGAAGGGGAACCAGGGAAGACUGUAAAAGAGGGAGGUAGUGAUGGAGUGAGAGAGGAGAAGAAACCAGAGGGAAAAGGAGAGGAGGGGAGUGCGAAGAGUGUGGAGAAAGCAGCCAUUGCUGAGAAAGAGGGAGGUAGUGGGGGAGUGGAGAAGGAUAGUGGGAAAAGAAGAGUGAGUAUAGAGGUAGAGAGAGGUGGGCAGGCGGGGUUAGUUAACAGAGCAGGAGAUAAAGAGACCGAUAUGGCACAGACCAAUGAAGGCAGAGAUAAUGUAGCCACAGAGAGAUCAGGGAAGGAUAAGGCUGUGAAAAAGGGAAAAUGUCACUUAACUGCCGCCCAGGAAUUAACCAAGGGAAGCACAGGGAACAAAGGCACCAAUGAGAGUACAAGAAGCAAAGCCAUUCAAUCUGAAUCGACCAAUAGGAGUCCAUUAGCCACUGCUGACCUCCCUAACCCACAGGCCACAGAGGUACUCUCAGAGGUAGCUGAGGAGAGAGUCGGGUUAGACACGCAGAUCAACAGACCUAACAAAGGAGAGGCAGGGGAAAGCAAAAUGAAUGAAGGGAGUAAAUCAGAGGGAAAGAGUUCUGACGAACAGCUGUGUUCAUCGGAGGGGGCGAGCCACACCAAAUCUGGGGUCUCAACUGGACACCCGUCGUUCAAGUCCAAGCGUAAACACAAGAAAAAGAAAUGAAGGAUGCUCUGGCAUUGAUAUGAUCGUUAAGUAUCAUGUGAUGAUUCUCAUAAUUCAAUUCAGGAUCAUCGCUUGAGGCAUACACCCAACACAAGCAGACGUUCUGUGUAGCAAAUACAAAUUUUAUUUAUCCUUUUGUACACAAAGAGUAGAAAGCAGCCAGUAACCCACUCGUUAUUAAAAAGGCAUUUCUUUCACAAACGUUUUAUACAGAUUAAAAACCGACCGGGAGGACAGCAAUAGGGAGGAACGUUAGUACAGUACAUAAACAAUGAAAUAAAUGGCAUUGACACAUUAGUCAAACAAAUCAUCACGUAAUGAGGCGUGGUAAUGUUAGUUUUAAAAAAAUGACUUCAGAUCGAAAUUAAAAUAGAGAUGAUGAGCUUUUUUUUUUUCGGCAGCGAGGCAUCUGCCUGUGUCGUAGCAUAGGCUAGUGUAUGUUGUCAUAGCUCUGAUUCCCGUAAGAGUUCAGGUGAUUCAUGGCCCUGCCGUGUUACAGAGCGCCAAACAACCCUCGCUGUGUCUCGUAAACAAUGCCAGAGUGCACAGAACUCAAACAUGGAAGGUCUCGCAGCAUGUUGGGAUAAAUGAGCGUGCUCGUUAACGGGUUGACCCCACCAUAUAUAGCAGGGGGCACCACCCGUUGACCAUGUUCUCUAAACUCUCUCUGCCUCGCUCUGUCUCCAGAGACGAGCGUUUCUCUUCAAUCCAACUGAAGAUGGUGGUACUAGUUCCCCAGCGUGCGGUCGCGCUACGGGGAGUUACUGGUUCUAUUUUAUUUUAGAACAUUAGAUGCCUCAGAUGGAUAAUCAUAUGACUACAGAGAGACGUGGUGUGGGCAGUAUAAUUCAUUGUUAACACUCCCUCAGAGAAAAAACGCUUUUGGUGGGUUAGUCUUCAGGGGGCCACUACAAAGACAGUAGUGGCUUCUGGGAGUUUGAGUAAGUGGGGCACAGUGAAGAGCUACAGCUCUGCUGCAUUACAAACAGACCAUGUGAAUAUAUAGUGGCAAGAAAAAGUAUGUGAACCCUUUUGGAAAUACCUGGAUUUCUGCAUAAAUUGAUCACAAAAUUUGAUCUGAUCUUCAUCUAGGUCACAACAAUAGACAACUGAACACUGAACACAUCGUGUAAACAUUCACAGUGCAGGGUGGGAAACGUAUGUGAAUCCUUCGCUUUAAUAACUGGUUGACCCUCCUUUGGCAGCAAUAACCUCAACAUAAACGUUUUCUAUAGUUGCGGAUUAGACAUGCACAACAGUCAGUAAGAAUUUUGGACCAUUCCUCUUUACAAAACUGCAGAAGUUCAGCAAUAUUCUUGUGAUGUUUGGUGUGAACUGCUCUCUUGAGGUCAUGCCACAGCGUCUCAAUCGGGUUGAGGUCAGGACUCUGACUGGGCCACUCCAGAAGGCGUAUUUUCUUCUGUUGAAGCUUUUCUGUUGGUUUACUUCUGUGUUUUGGGUCGUUGUCCCGUUGCAUCACCCAACUUCUAUUGAGCUUAAAUCGGAGGACAGAUAGCCUAACAUUCCCCUGCAAAUUGUCUUGAUAAACGUUGGAAUUCAUUUUUCUGUCUGACAGUAAGCUGUCAAGGUCCCGAGGCAGCAAAGCAGCCCCACACCAUGAUGCUCCCUCCAACAUACUCUUCAGUGGGGAUGAGGUUUUGAUGUUGGUGUGCUGUGCCUUUUUUUCUCCACAUAUAGUGUUGUGUGUCCAUUCCUAACAACUCAACUGUAGUUUCAUCUGUCCACAGAAUAUUUUGCCAGUAGUGCUGUGGAACAUCCAGGUGCACUUUUGCAAACUUCAGACGUGCAGCAGUGUUUUUAAAAAAAGCAGUGGCUUCUUCCGUGGUGUCCUCCCAUGAGCACCUUUCUUGUUUAGUUAACCCACUGUACCUAGGGCGUCAUUGUAAAAUAAGAAUUUGUUCUUAACUGACUAGUUAAAUCAAAUAAAACGUUUUCUAUUGUUGCGACUUAGAUGAAGAUCAGAUCAAAUUUGAUGACCAAUUUAUGUGGAAAUCCAGGUAAUUCCAAAGGGUUCACAUACUUUUUCCUGCCGCUGUAUAUACAGUUGAAGUCGGGAGUUUAAAUACACCUUAGCCAAAUGGAUUUAAACUCAGUUUUUCACAAUUCCUGACAUUUAAUCCUAGUAAAAAUUCCCUGUCUUAGGUCAGUUAGGAUCACCACUUUAUUUUAAGAAUGUGAAAUGUCAGAAUAAUAGUAGUGAGUGAUUUUAUUUCAGCUUUUAUUUAUUUCGUCACAUUCCCAGUGGGUCAGAAGUUUACAUACACUCAAUUAGUAUUUGGUAGCAUUGCCUUUAAAUUGUUUAACUUGGGUCAAAUGUUUCAGGUAGCUUCCCACAAUAAGUUGGGUGAAUUUUGGCCCAUUCCUCCUGACAGAGCUGGUGUAACUGAGUCAGGUUUGUAGGCCUCCUUGCUCGCACAUGCUUUUCAGUUCUGCCCACAAAUUAUCUAUAGGAUUGAGUUUAGGGCUUUGUGAUGGCCACUCCAAUACCUUGACUUUGUUGUCCUUAAGCCAUUUUGCCACAACUCUGGAAGUAUGCUUGGGGUCAUUGUCCAUUUGGAAGACCCAUUUGCGACCAAGCUUUAACUUCUUGACUGAUGUCUUGAGAUGUUGCUUCAAUAUAUCCACAUAAUUUUCCUACCUCAUGAAUGCUAUCUAUUUUGUAAAGUGCACCAGUCCUUCCUGCAGCAAAGCACCCCCACAACAUGAUGCUGCCACCCCGUGUUUCACAGUUGGGAUGGUGUUCUUGGUGUUUGACUGUGGAUAUAGAUACUUUUGUACCUGUUUCCUCAAGCAUGUUCACAAGGUACUUUGCUGUUGUUCUGGGAUUGAUUUGCACUUUUCGCACCAGACUGAGUUCUUUUGAUUAUCCCACGAUGUCAAGCCAAGAGGCACUGAGUUUGAAGGUAGGCCUUAAAAUACAUCCACAGGUACACCUCCAAUUGACUCAAAUGAUGUCAAUUAGCCUAUCAGAAACUUCUUAGGCCAUGACAUUAUUUUCUGGAAUUUUCCAAUCUGGUUAAACUUAGUCAACUUAGUCUAUGUAAACUUCUGACUGACUGAAAUUGUGAUACAGUGAAUUAUAAGUGAAAUAAUCUGUCUGUAAAAAACUUCUGGAAAAAUUACUUGUGUCAUGCACAAAGUAGAUGUCUUAACCGACUUGUGGAGACAUUUGUGGAGUGGUUGAAAAACUAGUUUUAAUGACUCCAACCUAAGUGUAGGUAAACUGCCGACUUCAACUGUAGUUCUGUCUGACGAACUGCAUGCCACAGUGGCGUAAACAUUCAUUCCACCUUGCCUCUCAUACCUCACUAUCGUCCAAAAUACACAAAACAUUUCUAUAGGUCUACAGGACCUAUGGGUAGUUCCUUUUGGUUUCUCGGCCUAACCUCUUCUCCCAGCUAUAGUUCAAUAGAUGCAUUAUUUCACACACAGAGAGAGAUGCGAUGUGGCCGCUCCUACAUAUAGUCAUAGCCUCGAGUACUCUAUGUUCAGGGUGGCUCAUCAAGGUGUAAUGAGAUGUAUAACAUUAAAGAGUUAACAUUU
Molecule: messenger RNA, 6393 nt
Organism: Oncorhynchus kisutch (coho salmon)
Lineage: Eukaryota; Metazoa; Chordata; Actinopteri; Salmoniformes; Salmonidae
Product: FK506-binding protein 5
Exons: 8
Coding region: 193-2829 (878 amino acids)
Molecular function (GO): peptidyl-prolyl cis-trans isomerase activity; protein binding
Source: RefSeq, a predicted model, not a curated record